Molecule: messenger RNA, 5403 nt
Organism: Microstroma glucosiphilum
Lineage: Eukaryota; Fungi; Basidiomycota; Exobasidiomycetes; Microstromatales; Microstromataceae
Product: Sec63-domain-containing protein
Exons: 2
Coding region: 1-5403 (1800 amino acids)
Molecular function (GO): ATP binding; nucleic acid binding
Source: RefSeq, a predicted model, not a curated record
AUGGAUCAAGACGUAGCGGCAUCCCUGCGCCUCAGCAUAUCCGAUAUGCUGCCGAACACAAAGAAGAGUGACGAAGUGAUAGCAGCCGAGCUAGCUGAGCUAUUAGGCUACGAGCACCUGGAGCUGGUGGGAGAGCUUGUUGGACAAAGGCACAGCAUCGGACACAGCCUCGAGGGCACGGGGAUCUCAAACAGGCCCAACUCCCAUACACCUGCUGUUCAAGGAGCCUCGGCUCAUGAUGACCAAUUACAACAUCUUCAACAGCCCAGUCACCAUUCUUCUCUCGCUGCCAUGAAGCCCACAGCCAAGCCUUACACACCGGGGUCUCAGCUCACAGUCCAUUCGGCUCAAGAGCUAGCAGAACAGAAGGCCUUGCGAGCAGCCAGUCGAAGAUCUCACAAGGCCAAAGGGGCCGGUCCGGGCCCUUCUGCCGAUGGACACCUCACCUUCGAAGAGAUGGAACAGCUGCGAGAGCAGCAGCUUGCAGAGAACGCCAGCCGGCCUCUUUUCACGUCCGAUGCGACGACAUCAGAUCAGCCCAAGUACCCUCACGUCUUCGCCUCCGGAGCUUCUGGUAACACCUUGUCCAUCUUUGGCUCGAAGUUUGCCCUGCCACUGGGCACAACCCGUGCAGAGCACAAGGAGUACGAAGAAGUGACAAUACCACCGCCCCGAGCCAUACCGAUGAGAUUCAACGAGCGACUCAUCCCAAUCGCAGAGAUGGACACAAUGUGCAGAGGCGCCUUCCCAGGGUACAAGUCCCUCAAUCGCCUUCAGUCGGUAGUCUAUCCACUCGGCUACGGUUCGAAUGAGAACAUGCUAGUCUGUGCUCCCACGGGAGCUGGUAAGACGGACGUGGCCAUGCUGGCGGUAUUGCGCGCCAUCUCGCAGUAUACCGAGAACCUACAUGCACAGGGUGGAAGAGGCUACGGCAUCAAGCUCAAUGACUUCAAGAUCAUCUACGUAGCGCCAAUGAAGGCGCUUGCCGCUGAGAUUGUCAGAAAAUUCAGCAAGAGGUUGGCCUACCUGGGUGUUAAGGUCAGAGAAUUGACUGGUGACAUGCAGAUGACAAGGCAGGAAAUCAACGAUACGCAGAUGAUUGUCACAACGCCAGAGAAGUGGGACGUGGUCACAAGAAAGCCCACAGGUGAGGGCGAGCUAGCUAGCAAGGUGAAGCUGCUUAUCAUCGAUGAAGUUCAUCUGCUUCAUGAAGACCGAGGUGCAGUCAUUGAGACGAUCGUUGCACGAACUCUGCGUCUUGUAGAGUCCAGUCAAUCCCUCAUCCGUAUCGUGGGACUCUCAGCUACACUGCCGAAUUACGUCGAUGUGGCGGACUUUCUGCGCGUCAAUCGCUAUCAGGGCCUCUUUUACUUCGACUCGUCUUUCCGACCUGUCCCUCUUGAACAGCACUUCCUCGGUGUCAAGGGCAAAGCAGGAUCGCCACAAUCCCGAACGAAUCUAGACAAAGCCAUGUUUCUCAAAGUGGAGCAGCUGAUCUCCGACGGCCAUCAGGUCAUGGUAUUUGUACAUGCUCGCAAAGAGACAGUCAAGACUGCUACAACAAUCAGAGAGAUGUGUAGAGCCGAAGGAUCGGAAGACUUGCUUCUUGCAGGCAGAGAAGACAAGGACGGCGUCGUCAAUGGGUUCAAGAGGGACCUGGCGAGCUCAAGAAACAAGGAGCUCAAAGAGCUCUUUGAGAGUGGUCUAGGGAUUCAUCAUGCAGGCAUGCUGCGCAGCGAUCGCGCUUUGAGCGAGAGGAUGUUUGAGACCGGCGUGACAAAGGUUCUCUGCUGUACAUCCACGCUGGCGUGGGGAGUCAAUUUGCCCGCUUUCGCGGUCCUGAUCAAAGGCACAGAUGUGUACGACUCCAGUCUGGGAAAAUUCGUGGACCUAUCUAUCCUCGAUGUACUACAAAUCUUUGGUCGAGCGGGAAGACCACAAUACGAGGAUCUAGGUGUCGGCUACAUCUGCACACCUCAGGAGAAGCUGAAUCACUACAUCGAUGCCAUCACUAGCCAACAUCCCAUCGAAAGCAAGUUCGACAAGGGCUUGGUCGACUCACUGAAUGCCGAAUGUGCCCUCGGGACUGUCCAGAGCGUCCAAGAUGGUAUCUCUUGGCUGAGUUACACAUACCUCUUCACACGCAUGCGACGCAACCCCAUGGCAUACGGUAUGUCGCACGAUGAGCUAGUCGACGAUCCUCACCUUGGUGCAAAGCGACUCGCGCUGAUCACCGGAGCCGCCAAGCGUCUGGUGAGCUGCAAGAUGAUGGAAUUCAAUGAAAGCGCUGGCAAGCUGUCGGUCACAGAUUUGGGACGCAUCGCCGCGCGAUACUACAUUCCGUGGAAGACGAUUGAAAUAUUUAACGAGAAGCUGCGGCCCAAGAUGACAGAGGCAGAUGUUCUCAGCGUCCUGUCUCUGGCCACCGACUUUGAGCAGAUCAUCCCUCGCGAUGCUGAAGAGAAGGAGCUCAAGAAGAUGCUUGAGAACGCCCCUUGCGAAGUUCCUGGAGGCCUUGAGACCUCAGCAGGCAAGGUCAACAUCCUGCUGCAGGCUUACAUCUCCAGAGUAUUUGUGGAUGACUUUGCGCUCGCAUCAGACUCUGCUUACGUUGCACACAACACUGGCCGAAUCAUUCGAGCGCUCUUUGAGAUUGCGCUGUCCAACAAAUGGUCUUCGACGACCUCGGCUCUCAUCAACAUGAGCAAAGCUGUGGAGAGGCGGAUGUGGCCAUUCGACCACUCGCUUGCACAGUCGAACCUCACACCGGACACCAUGUUCAACUUGCAGCGCUGGGCUGAUGAUGUCGAAAUUUCAGACCUUGCGCAAAUGUCGGCUACUGACAUCGGGCAGCUGAUACACCUCAACGAUCGCAUCGGAGCAGCAGUCCGGACCGCUGCAACCCAAUUCCCUCGUCUUUCUCUUGCGUGUCACCUCAAGCCGAUCACCAAUGACACCGUCCGCAUCGAAGUGCGGGUGGAUCGAGAUUUUGACUGGAAUGACAGGACUCAUGGUGGAGCGCAAGCUUUCUAUGUCUGGGUCGAAGAAGAAAAUGGGGUGGAGAUUCAGCAGUGGAACAGGGUCCUCAUGCGGGCCAACUUGAAGAGCACAGUCAUCUCAUUCAACAUGGCCAUACCUCAUCCCAUGCCAUCAGGUAUCAGUCUUCGCUGGAUCUCGGACAGCUGGUUAGGGUCUGAAGACAUUGUGUGGGUGUCUUUCGAGGACGGUCUUAUCAUGCCACAAGCUCCCACGCCGCAUUUGCCGCUUCUUGAGCUUCCGCUCCUUCCGGUUGAUACAGCGCUACAAUCACUCUCCUCUGAAUCUCGUCAAGGAUACCGCAACCAUUUCCAAGCCUUCAACGCACUACAGAGUCAAGUCUUCCACACAGCCAUGCACACAAGCUCAGAUAUGCUCUUGGCGGCGCCCGUAGGCUCAGGCCGCUCUACCAUUGCUCACAUGGCGCUGGCAAGAGCUUUGAAGGCACCGGACGGCUCAAGGCUACUUGUGAUUGUUCCCCACCCACGCCUCCUUCUGCAAGAGGCCGAGAAGUUCUCUCGCCUGUUACCAAUGGUGCGACAUCGGAUUGUCAGCUCGCCGGGGGAGCUUGCAAUGGAAGAUCGAUCGCUUAGAGAGGAGGUGAUCUUUGCUCUCCCAUCUCAGGUCUUACAAUUUGCCACGAGGCACAAGGGCACACUAGUCAGCAGCCGUCUGUCGAGGUUUGCCCUCGUUGUUGCGGAAGAUUUACAUCUGAUGGACCCGAUCUAUGAGCUAGCUCUGAGCCGCAUACGACAGGUGUCUGCAUUGGUCGGGAAGCCGCGGCUGGUGGCUACCAGUGCAAGUCUUCAUGACGCUUCGAGUGUCGCGGAUUGGCUGGGUAUCAAGGAGCUGGCAUGCUACUCAUUCGAUCCGAAAGAUCGUCCGGUCCCGCUCAGAAUCACUUUGCAGGCCUUUGAUCUCCCGCACAGCUAUGCUCUCCUCAAGACCAUGGUCAAGCCAGCGUAUGACCGAGCACGUGCUAGCAUUGGAGAAGGCAAAUCUCCCUCAGCUCCUGGAUCGUGCCUGAUCUUCGUCCCUUCCGCAAGCCAAUGCCUGUCCACUGCCUUGGACUUGGUCACACGGUCUGCUUCGGAUCUUGAACGGCCCAAUGGCACCGCUUUCUUGGGCUGCACCCAAGAAGAGAUUGAGCCGUAUCUCAUGCAGCUCUCAGAUGCGAGAUUGCACGAGGUUGUGCUGCAUGGGAUCGGAUUGUAUCACGAUGGCCUGAAUCAUAGGGACCGUAGCUUGAUGCUGGACCUGUACAAGAAUGGUACUAUUCAGGUGUUGGUAGCUCCCAGAGAAGCAUGCUGGUCGCUACCUGUGCGCGCAGGUCUGGUGAUCAUCAUGAGCGCCCAGUAUGUGAGGCUAGUCGGAGGCAGCGGCGAAGGUCAGGAGUCGGUCAGCGAGCGACGCACGACCAACUAUCCGGCUACUGAUGUGCUGAGGAUGGCGAGCCUGGCUUCACGUCAGAGUCAGGGUCUCAGUGGCGAGUGUUUCAUCCUCUGUCAAACGAGUCAGAUAGACGAGAUCAAUCAGUCGGUCGUCAAUCAGGGUCUUCCACUGGAGUCAGCGCUGGCGGAAGGCGCUACAGACGGAUCAGGCGAAGGGGCGGCGACUAUGCUUCUUGCGACUGUGCUCCUUCGUGAGGUCCAGAAUGGGAGAAUGAACGACCGCCAGGAUUUUGUCGAUUCUUUGAGCUGGUCGUUCCUGUUUCGAAGGUUGCAAGUGAACCCCUGCUACUACGGAGCAAAGGGGACAAGCGUCCAAGAUGCCAGCGGCUCCCUUUCCCAGCUAGUCGAUGGCAUUGUCACGGUGCUAUGCAAGGCAACCUUGCUCGCUGCUGAACCAGAUUCGCUAGACAGAACGGGUGCCUUCCGUCUCACCACGCUUGGCGAACUCUUUGUCAAAAAAGACGAUGCCAGUAUCGUCUCUCUGCUCGACCUUUACAGGGCGGCCAGUCUGCAUCCGACUCUGGCAGCUGCGGUCUGCUCACCCGAAGUAAAGGCACCAAGCGGAAGAGAUGUGCUCGGACAGCAGCAGCUGGUUGCGCUGCGCGAUCGCAUCCCCGGCGAGUGGCUAGCGGCGUUCGGGGUUGCGAGGGCGGAUAGGAAGGAGAAGAAGGCGCGAGAGGCAGCAAGGGAGCAGGGCCAGCAGAUGUUGGGCUCAACGCCGACGGCUGGAGAUUCAGGAGAACCGAAGGAUAGUCUUCAAGAGAGCGGUGAGGCUCCACUGCCUCACUCUGCCUUGCUCCUCUGUGCCUACUUUGCCUCGACUGCCGUGGGUGGAAGGGAAGCGGAAGAAGAGCAGGCGCAACUAGUGCGCAGGGUGGUGGAGAGGCGUAGCAAAGGUGGUAGUGGACGGAGGUGA